GUAACUUGUCCAGAUUUUAACUUCAAAGAGCUGGAAGAUGCUGCCUGUGAAGCCUUCAAGGAGCUGGAAGAUGCAGUUUGUGAACCCAUCAAAAAAUCUGAGUGUCCUGUCUGCCACAGAUUGUCCUGCACUGAAUGCGCUAUUCCCCGGCAUUCAGGGCUUAAUUGCCUUGAGCAACAGUGGAUCGACUGGGAUGAGUUAGGAAGAGGGCAAGCCCAGAGUUCAGGACUUAUUUGCAAUAAGCAACAGAGGAUUAACAGGGACAUGAAAGGCAGAGAGCAUUCCAUGGUCAAGAAACCUAGCCGAAUAAGAUCAACGAGACAUCCCCAGUCCAAGUUCAAUGGAAGAAGGAUGGGAGACAUCCCUCAAACCAGUUCCAGAAACAAAUUUCAUACAAAAAUGAGUUCAAGGGGCGAAGACAUUCUAAAUGCUGGUACUAGUAACAGCCAAGAUCCUAAGGGAAAAGGCAUAGCAAUAGAGGAUGACUGGCUGCUGGUCUCUAAUAGGAAACCCAAUAGCAGAGGAGGAAACCGUGCAGCCAAACGAUGGGGUGAUCUUGAGGAUCCUAAUCCUUUAAAAGGUUCAAAAGAUAACAAUACAAAUGUUGUUCAUGAGGAUAAUUAUGAUACCUUGGAUGAUGAAGAUGACUUUGAUUCCGAUUCAAGUAAAAAGAGCCAUGAGAGUCGCAAGAAGAGUAAAUGGUUUAAGGAAUUUUUUGAGAGAAUGGACGCUUUUAAUGUUGAGGAGAUCAAUGAGACCAUGUGGCACUGUCCAGCAUGCCAAGGUGGUCCCGGUGCCAUCAAAUGGUACAGAAGCAUCCAGGACCUGAUAGCACAUGCCAAAACGAUAGGAGCAAGAGGGGUGAAGCUACACCGAGAGCUUUCAGAGCUUCUAGAAAUGGAGCUGAGCAUUAAGGGAACUUCAAUUGCUCCUGCUGAACAAAUUCUUGGUAACUGGAAAGGUUUAAAAGAGGAUGGAAGAGAUCACCAAAUAGUUUGGCCUCCCAUGGUUGUUAUUAUGAACACAAUGACAAGCGUUUUUAAGGAUGGAAAGAAUGUUGGCAUGGGAAGUCGAGAGCUUCUUGAGCACUUCAGCUCGUAUCCUGCUUUGAAGGCUCAACACUCCUAUGGUCAUCAAGGUCACCGUGGUUUGAGUGUCUUGAUUUUUGAAAGCUCGGCAGUAGGUUAUUUAGAGGCUGAGCGUCUGCAUAAGAAUUUUGUCGAGCAAGGAUUGGAUAGAUCUGCUUGGAAUUCUUGUGCAAACGAGGUCCUGCCAGGAGGAGAGCGUCAACUUUAUGGUUUCAUGGCAGUGAAGGAGGACCUGGAUAUCUUCAACCAGCAAUGCCAAGGUAAAUCAAAGAUCAAAUAUGAGCUGAAACCAUAUCAAGAGGCUGUUCUAAAUGAAAUCAAGAAAAUGAGCCAGGAUAGCCAACAGCUUAUCUGGUUGAAGGACAGGCUUAAAGAAGAAAGAAAACGUGCAGAAACUUUUGAAGGAUCGGUUAAUAAUCUGAGUAGGAACUUAAAACAGAAAAUGAACGACAUCCAUUUAUUUGAACAGAGGGUCCAAUUAUUGUAUGAAGAAAACAAGGAAGAGAUGGACUCCCAGGAGAAGUUUUACAAGGAUCAAAUCAAAAUUCUUGAAGCAAGGGUGAAAGAGCUUGAGAAGUUGCAGGAAUCAGACGCAAAUCCUUUGCAUACACAGGAACCUCCACCUGCCCUGGCCUGCCAGCUGAUGGAGGAGUACACUCCAUAUCAGUACUACAACAACCUCAGUAUUGAUGAGGACUGAAUAGUGGAAAGCUCCCGCUCAAAUCGAAUGAAAAUUGGAAUGUGGACAUAAACAACGGGCUUUAAGACUUUAGAGCAACUAAAUAUGUAGGAGCAUCCCUGAUGAUGCCUUGUAUGUUUCCAGGGUUAAAUGCCUGGUUUAUUUAAUAGGAGCGCAAAGAGAUUAUUUUCAAAGAAAUUUUUAGGAAAAAUCAGGUUUUGAAAUUAGUUUUAGAAAAAUCUUCCUAGAAAGUACGAUACUUUUAAUUAAUGUAUUUAUUUA
Messenger RNA from Durio zibethinus, 2049 nucleotides. RefSeq lists its product as uncharacterized. Gene Ontology annotation, biological process: defense response to virus; regulatory ncRNA-mediated gene silencing. NCBI's taxonomy places the organism in Eukaryota, Viridiplantae, Streptophyta, Magnoliopsida, Malvales, Malvaceae. The record is from RefSeq and is a predicted model, not a curated record.